Molecule: messenger RNA, 2254 nt
Organism: Ailuropoda melanoleuca (giant panda)
Lineage: Eukaryota; Metazoa; Chordata; Mammalia; Carnivora; Ursidae
Gene: VAMP3
Product: vesicle associated membrane protein 3
Exons: 5
Coding region: 137-451 (104 amino acids)
Biological process (GO): vesicle-mediated transport
Cellular component (GO): membrane
Source: RefSeq, a predicted model, not a curated record
CCCCGCCCCUUUCCGGCGCGCCCCUUCGCGGCCGCGCCCGGCGACGUCAUCUGUCCCGCGCCGCCGCCCCGCCCAGCUCCCGGCCUUCGGUCCCGCUGAGCCGCACUGUUGACCGUCGCCCGCCGCCGCCGCCAAAAUGUCUACAGGUGCACCUGCAGGUCCCAGUGCUGCCUCGGGCAGCAGCCGAAGACUUCAGCAGACGCAAAAUCAAGUAGAUGAGGUGGUGGACAUCAUGAGAGUCAAUGUGGAUAAGGUGUUGGAAAGAGAUCAGAAGCUCUCGGAGUUAGACGAUCGUGCAGACGCACUGCAGGCAGGAGCGUCCCAGUUUGAAACAAGUGCUGCCAAGUUGAAGAGAAAAUAUUGGUGGAAGAAUUGCAAGAUGUGGGCGAUAGGCAUUGUCGUCGUCGUCAUCAUCAUCAUCAUCAUCAUCGUGUGGAAUGUUUCCCCGUGAAGAACCCGUGCAGCCCCGGCCUGCUGUUCAGGAAACCUCUUCAAGACGUUUGACUUAGAACCUGCUAUAUUCUCGAGCUCGCCUACUGUUCUGUCUAAACUGAUUGUUUUCUGUUCAUUACUGUAAAGUUUAAUUUCUAGGAAACGUGCCUUUGUAAUGUCAUAAGCACUCCAGACUUGACGUGCGGCCGCCCGGCCCACGCCUGGCCCGGCGCCUUCACAGAUUGCCGUGCGGCCGAUGAAGAGGAUCUCUUAAGUUCCCGAGGGUCGUCACCUCGAAGUAAUGUUGUCUGAUGAAUUGCCAUUAAUUCCAGUUACAGGAAUUUGUUCCAAGUUAGCUAUCCCUGUCAUAUGACAUCCUCAGAACCACAUUCUAAACCUUCAGGUGAUCAGAUUUCCAAUUUGUGCCUUCCAGAAAGAACACUACUGCCUAACGCAAAUCUGUAACGAUAACAGGUUGUGCCUUAUUUUGCUAUUUUUCAGAUUCCCUAUAAGAGAACUCUCUACUGUUUAUAAGCACUACUGACGCUUGCGCUGUAUUUAAAAUAAGAUGUGGAGGAAGAGUUAUUGCUCUUACAUUAGAUAUGAAGAUGUUUGCUUUCUUGUUACUGUUUUUGUAUCACUUGCUAAAAAUAUUAUUUUAAUCAGAAGUAAUAGCCUCUUUAAAACAUUUUUAUAGAACUGUGGCCAAGACCAAAGUUUCUAUUUUGCCAAAAAGUUGAAUGCCAGUACAGUGUCCUUAAGUUGGUUCCCGACAGAUAAAUUCAAAAAAGUGACAAAUGGAACUUAAGGUGCCCUUCAGAAUUAAAAUUAUAAUAUUGUGCGUGAACCCUCUACACCCUAGCAGGCCUUUCUUGCCUUUGGAGUGCGGUAGGCGGUGCGGCUCCCCCUCCGAUUCAGCAUUUCUCCCAGGGGUGGGAGAAGGUUUAAGCGGGACUCUGACCAUGUCAUCCGUAGAGACUGAGUUCUACCCAGCAGUUGGCAGAUGGUCAGCCGUGCACCCCACUAGGUCUCUGCUAAUUGUGUGAGUAACUGUUCUGCAGCCUUCAAGUGAGACCGUCUAUGAACUGGUCGUUAACUGGCCCAGGCCCUAUAGAUGAUAGCCUCCGGGAGUUUGUUUCCUAUUUUUAUCUGUAUUCCACUUCCUAAAUCUGUUUUCUAAAUUAUGCUUUCAGUUGGGCAUUGGUCAGGGGCGGAUGACUCUUCCCAGGGGAUAGCUAACCAGAGACACUUUCUUUCUUCAACGUCAUGGGCUGUCUGCACAAGUUGCUGCUUUGGAAGUAGCUUUGUCACCUGAGGGACUUGUGUGUGUGAGACUUGGACCAUCAGGGCGGUGGCCUAAGGAUGGGAGUUCAGGUAGGCAUGCAGACAGGUGGGGGGGCUGCUGAGGGAGAGCUGCGGAGGUGUUACCGCUCUGGCCCGUGGUUACUGGAGAGUUCUAAAAUUCUUGUUCACAUGCUAGCAUGUGACUUACAAAGCAACAACAGUUGAGGGGCACCAGGACACGGGCUCCCUUUAAUAUCUGUUCCCCUGGCCUCAUGGUGAAGACAUGCCCUGCAGGGCACCCAGCUGUGAGAAGGAAGCAGUGGUCAGUGUGGGGCGGGCCGUGAGCCCCCCAUCCCGGCCACUCGGGGGCGCUAGCCGGGUCUGACUCUGAAACCUUGGUGCUCCCUCCUUGCCUCGUGCCCAGUCCCACGUAACCGUCUGGCUCCUGCAUUAACCCAGGGGCACCUCGCUUGUAUCUGUGCAUUUAGCUGGGAGCUCACCCACUAUAAUGAACUGAAUAAACUGUUUAUAAACGUAA